This is a messenger RNA of Pantherophis guttatus, 2553 nucleotides long. Its product is annotated as SH2 domain-containing protein 1B-like. Lineage: Eukaryota; Metazoa; Chordata; Lepidosauria; Squamata; Colubridae. The record is from RefSeq and is a predicted model, not a curated record. Gene Ontology annotation, cellular component: cytosol. Gene Ontology annotation, biological process: regulation of immune response; positive regulation of B cell differentiation; negative regulation of bone resorption.
UGCAAACAGUUUUAUACAUAAAUGGAAUUUCAAUUUUUUCAUGGAAAUAUAACUAAAGAAAAGUGUGAAGAAAUACUGAGCAAAGUAGGAAUAAAUGGAAGUUUCUUAGUACGAGAUAGUGAGAGCAUACCUGGCGCUCUUUGCCUGUGCGUUUUUUAUGAACAUCUUAUCUACACUUACCGAAUCUUCAGGAAAAGUGAUGGACAUUUUAUGAUGCAGACAUCUGAAGGUACUCCAAGACAUGUCUUCAGAACAUUUAACAGUUUAAUUGAAAACUACAAAAAGCCAAAUCAAGGCCUAGUAAUCAAUUUGUGCUACCCUGUAAAUCGUUGUCCUUACUAUCAAGAAACUCAAACUGUGUAUGUCACUAAAGAAGAAGCAUAUGAGGAUCCAGAUGUUGGUGAAGAUUACAUUAACGUCUUGCCCGAUUAAUCUGUUCACUCCGUUUCAGCAGGGGUGUUCUAUGGAUCACACCCAUGCAAACUCUUCUAUUCACUUCACUGGAUUCUGUGUUCAUUUGUACUUUCGAUAAUUAGGUGACAAAUACCAAUUUUUACUUGCUGGUUUGCUUGCCUGUGUAAAAAGGCACAUUUUGUAAAAUGCAUACAUACUUGUAUAAUCUUCUUUCCAUGUACUGAGUACAUACACGCCCUGAUGAAGUGGACAUAUGAAAAGCUUAUACCACAAAAAGGUGAUAGCUUUUUCCAUUUUGCAAUACCUCAUUAUAUUUUCACUUUAACAGUUUUCCUUUAUUUGCACUAUUUAACUUACUAUAUCUGAGAGUCAUAAAUGCAAGGAUCUUUGAUCUUUAUAAUAUUCUAAAUUGUUUAUUUUAGUAUUAUUCAAUAUCAUUGCUAUAAGUAACACUUACAAAAACACAGAUAUAUUUAAAUCUCAUGUUUUAAGAUCACAGUAAUGAAUAUAAGAAACCUAAGAAUGUUUAUAUAGCUGAUCAAGUAGCUAUGCAAGAUUUGGUUAAGAAGUAGCAUAAGCACCUCUAGUAACCACCAAUUAUUAUUUACUAUGUUAAGCAAGCCAAAUGCUUAACUCAUCAUCAUGCUACAUCAUGUCCAUUCAAGAGGCAAAGUUUGGAAAGAUCAAUCACCUUAAUAGUUUAUGCCCUCUCAGAAGACUUUGUAUUUACUAAAAUUGUAUUUUUAAAGAAGACGAUAUGUAAUUUCUGAUUAAAUUAUUGGGUCUUUAUCAGGGGUGAAAUGCUCCCGGUUCAGACCGGAUUGCCCGAUCCGGUAGCGAUGGAGACGUGUGGUUCGGAGAACCGGUAACAAAAAUCCCUGCCCCCUCAUUGCCCAGCUGAGCCGCGCAAUCAUCAGAGGCUUUUUUUCAAUUUUUAAAAGCAUUUUUUCUACAACCUCUUUGGCCAAAAAAUGCUUUUAAAAGUAAAAAAAAAGAAGCCUCUGAUGAUCACGCGGCUCAACUGGGAUCAUCAGAGGCUUUUAAAAGCAUUUUUUCUACAACCUCUUCCACCAAAGAGGUUGUAGAAAAAAUGGUUUUAAAAGUAAAAAAAAAAAAAAGUUGGCCACGCCCACUCAGUCAUAUUAACCCCACCACAACCAAGCCAUGCCCACAGAACCAGUAGUAACAAAUUUUACAUUUCACCACUGGUUUUUAUUCUUCUUUGAUUUUCUCUUUCUGCAUAUAUAUUUCUGCAUAAAAGAAACCUGCAAACUCUGUUCCUCAAUGCGAUGAUGAUGUCACCUAGCCUGUAAAUGAAAUGUCUGCAAGAAAAAAGGGAAGCUCAGAGGACACCAAGAAGCCAACAAUUAUCUGAAUUACAUAAUUUUAUUUGGGUGAAGUGUGUUGGUCACUAUACAAGAAAAGAUACUAGUACAUAUAGUUUUUCUUGAUGGUAUUUUACAAUGGAAUUUUACAUUUUGAUCAAUUGUUGCAGGUAGCAUGCAGGAUGAAUUUAAGGAACUCUUAUGUUUUCUUUUUAGUUUAUAUAUAAAAAUAAAAUGCAUAACAUCUACCACUUUAAAUGAGCUGCAGUUUAGAAAAGAAAAACAUCAUUAAAAUGUUUGAUUAGUUCCACCAAUUCAUUUUCUUGUUAAAGUAACGCUAUUACAGAAUUUGGUCUGUAAUUCUUUAGUAAAAACAUUGGCAUGUUACUAAUAUUUUAAAAAUGUACUAGAAGGCAAAAAAGGGACAGUAUGCCAGAGAAAUGAGUUUAAAUUGUAAAAAAUAUAUAUACAUUCGUUUAACUUAAAUUACAUUGUUAAACUAGACACAUUUUUUAAAAAAGUUACCGAAGCAUAAAUAAAAUAACUAAGUGUAUCCUUACAUUUUAAAAAAUUGAAGUAAAAUCACCUCUAGCUGAGCCUUAUAGAUGUCUACAUUUUUAAUAUAAUUUCAGUGCAAGGUUUUUUUAGUUACCAUCUUCUUUUUUUCUGCUAAUGGCUUUUACAUUUUUAAAUUAUAAUGUACUCAAGUGUUCUUUUCAAUUCAUUUUAACCAUAAUGUUAAUGUGCUAUAAUCCAUGCUGUUAAUUGAAAUGUCUUGAUGAACUGUGAAGAAUACAUCUCUAUAAAAAAAUAA